Messenger RNA from Gloeophyllum trabeum ATCC 11539, 1279 nucleotides. Its product is annotated as CRAL/TRIO domain-containing protein. NCBI's taxonomy places the organism in Eukaryota, Fungi, Basidiomycota, Agaricomycetes, Gloeophyllales, Gloeophyllaceae. The coding region runs from base 38 to 1054 and encodes 338 amino acids. Gene Ontology annotation, biological process: Golgi to plasma membrane protein transport; regulation of exocytosis. The transcript is spliced from 7 exons. The record is from RefSeq and is a predicted model, not a curated record. Gene Ontology annotation, molecular function: phosphatidylinositol transfer activity. Gene Ontology annotation, cellular component: cytosol; cortical endoplasmic reticulum; plasma membrane.
GUGCACUCUGACUCGCGCAUACAGCCAGCGAACCUCAAUGGUAUCACUAGUCCCCGCCACGACAGACUCGCCGUUGGCGCCUGCGACGACGGACCAGCCGGUGACGACGAAGACGGCUGCCGACCCAGAGCCGGGUGCUGCAGCUGCGCCGACGGAUUCGGCGCUGCACACGGUGGCCGUGAAGGACCCCCAGCCCGAGCCGCCUGCGCCCCAGCCGACUGAGAAGCCCGCCGAGCCUGAGGAGCCCGAGCCGCAGAAUGCGUUGACGAAGCAGUUCACGGAGCAAGAGUGGGCGGCUUUGAAGGAGUUCAGGAAACAAUUGCCGGAGAUUCUGGCGGACGCGUACCCGGAGAAACACGAUGUCAGGUUGACACCGAUAACUUUGUGGGGCGUCGAGUUGAAUCCCAAUGGCGUCAAGAGCGCGAAGGAGAGCGUCGUACUCAUGAAGUUCCUCAGAGCUCGGAACUUGAAUGUCUCGGAGGCACGAGAGAUGCUGGUCAACACCCUGAGGUGGCGCGAGAGCUUCAAGAUUGAGGACGUCAUGAAGGAAGAGUUCGACGACAAGAUAUUCGGGAGAGUCGGCCAUAUUUACGGCAAAGACAAGGAGGGUCGUCCGGUGGUGUACAAUGUCUACGGUGGAAAUACGAAGGAGGUCUUCUCAGACGUCCAGCGAUUCAUUCGGUGGCGGGUGCAGUUCAUGGAGAAGGCCGUCAUGCUGCUCGACUUUGAGAACAUUGAUCAGACUCUCCAGAUCCACGACUACGAAGGCGUGGGCCUGCGAAGCCGCGACGCCAACUCGAAGAACGCUGCGUCCGAGGCCACGAACAUCUUUGGCAGCCACUACCCGGAGCUUCUGUACAAGAAGUUCUUCGUAAACGUGCCGAGCCUGAUGACGUGGAUCUUCUGGCUGUUCAAGCCGCUCAUGAGCGCGAACACGCUCGCGAAGAUGAGCGUCGUCGGCAGCGGGCCAAACGCUAUCGGCAAGGCGUUGCUCCCGCAUAUUGACGCCAAGGAGCUGCCGAAGAAGUACGGGGGGGAGGCACCCGACUUCUAGGUGGUAUGUGGGUGCAGGGUAGGGGGACUGUAUUCUAGGAUCGUUUGUUUUCUUUCGGUUUCCUAUACCUUAGGUCGGUCGGAGGGACUUGACGUGGCUCGUAAUACCCUUUCCUUUUCUUUGCUUUUUCGUUUCUAAUCAUGUUCUGCCAACCUGAGUCCGCACAUUGUACUAUUCCAAGAUCUACUCUGUUCAAUCAUACGGCACGCUCAUUCAUCAUAAUCG